This is a messenger RNA of Knipowitschia caucasica, 588 nucleotides long. Lineage: Eukaryota; Metazoa; Chordata; Actinopteri; Gobiiformes; Gobiidae. The record is from the annotation of a GenBank genome assembly.
AUGUAUUUUGAUCUUGGAGAGCAGGAAGAAAAGUGUAUUAUUGAAGAGGUUCCUGACAACACGCUGGUGACUGGUUAUUUCUUGUUGGAGCCUUGGGAUACAAACGCGGUGACCCAUUCCCCUCAUCUGGGCGUAACUGUGAAAGUCCAAGAUCCAAACUAUGAGAUUGUGAUGUCCAAACGAUUCAGUAAAUAUGGGAAAUUUACAUUCACUUCUCAUGCCUCUGGUCAGCAUUUCCUUUGUUUCCAAACCAACUCAACCAGGUUUUCUGUAUUUGCUGGAGAGCGGCUGAGGCUGCACUUGGACAUACAGAUGGGUGAACACUCAAUUGACAGAAACGCAGAUAAGACUAAAGACAACAUGGAAAUUCUUGAGUACAGUCUCAGCCAUCUGAGAGAUCAAAUGAUGUACAUCACCAAACAACAGGAAUACCAGCGUGAAAAAGAGGAAACGUUUCGCCAGAUAAGUGAGGACACCAAUGGUAAAGUCUUGUGGUGGGCGGUGAUCCAAACAUUCAUCCUGUUGUCAGUGGGUUUCUGGCAGAUGAAAAAGCUCAAAGAGUUCUUCAUUGCAAAGAAGCUGGUCUAA